GUAUGCCAAGAAACAGGAAACUGUGACCUACACAUGGAAAAAGCAAGCAGCUAAAACUAACUGUGAGAGGGCCCUGAUGUCAGAUUUAAUGGACAAUGACUUCACAGCAGCCAUUAUAAAUAUGUUCAAAGAUCUAAAGAAAACUGCAGAAAUAACUGUUCAACCAACGGUGGAAGAGGCUUCUGACAACUGCACUCAAGAAUGUCUCAUCUUGGGCCACUCUGAUGCCUGCUGGAUGCCAGCUUCUCUGAUCCAUUCCAGUCUUUCACAGGCACAGGCCUCUGCUCUAUGCCACAGCCCACCCCUGACACAGAACUCUGCUCGCUGCCGCAGCCCUCCAGUGACACAGACCUUUGCUCUCUGCCACAGCCCUCCAGUAACCCAGGCUAUUGCACUGUGCCACAGCCCUCCACCUGUACAGGCCUCUGCUCUUCACCACAGUCCUCCUCUAGUGCAGGCUUCUGCACUUCGCCACAGCCCACCACCAGCACAAGCCUCAACCCUCUGCUACAGCCCUCCUCUGCCACAGGCUGCUGCCCUCCGUUGUAACCAGGCCCAGCCACCAAUGAGUUUGCAGCAAGGUUGGAUGCAAAGGGCUGGAACUGAUGGACUGCGUUCUCUUGAUCAGGGAGUGCAAGGUAGUGCAAGAUCUCAAUUUUACACCAUGUCUGAAAGACUUCAUCCCAGUGAUGAUUCAAUUAAAGUCAUUCCCUUGACAACCUUCACUCCAGGCCAACAGGGCAGACCCUCUCGGGGUGAUUCCCCCAUUAUGGAAGAACAUCCCUUGUAAAGCUAAAAUGGCUCUUUCACAUUUUCAGACUGGAUGUAUAUAGUCAAAGUUUAAGAUCCAAUUUCAACGACUAUUCCAAACUGUUAGGUUUGUAAAUAGCUGUGUAAAUAGAAAGAGAUAGCAGAAUAAGUCUAGAGCUAGACGCUUAGUCAAAAGUUAAAAAUAAAUUAACAACUUGUUUAAUUCAGAAUGUGUAUUAAAAAAAGAAAAGAAAUAGAAAUUGAAAAAUUCACAUCCCUUUGUACAGAAAGGCUUAUCAUGACAGAAAUUAAUAUGUAGUCUAUACUAUUUCUGAUGUACUCUAAUUUUUUUCACUUUAUUUUUUUUUUACCACAAUGUGCAAUAUUACUGAUACUUUUCUAUUCUGAUUUUUGUGGACCCAGUACACAGCAAAUGGAAAACCAGUAAAUAUCUGAUUUUCCAAGUUUACCUUUAGUUUAUUUCAACUUUUGUUCAGAUAACAUUAAAAGGUAUAAGUACUGUGGCAUUUUCAUUUGUCUUUUUGCUUGAUUUUUGUUUGUUGUCUUGCUUUUCGUUGUUAGUGUUUCUCCCUUCAAAAAUGCAGCAGUAGAAAGUGUAAAUACCACUUACAGUUUUGCCCUGUUUUUUAUGUUUUCUACAUUUAUUUCAAUAAUAUACUGUUGAUAUAAUUUGUAUAUACAUUUUCAGUAAAGAUCAUAUAGAAAUUGUACAUACAACAUAUUUCUCUACUCUUUAGUAGAGUUCGAGACACUGAAGUGCAAUAAUUGUGCCCAAAUUAGCCAACUACUUGCUAAAAAGGGCCUCUUUUUUUAAAAAAAUGUAUCUUUGUAGUUUAGUGUAAAGUACAUCAGAAAUAAUAUUGUAUCUGCCAUUUUAAGCCUAUAUUCCAUUAUCAAAUGGGUCUUUACCUUCUAGAAUUUGUAUAUAACAGCUUAGAAAAUUACAAGGAAGGUGGAUGAAUUCAAAGCAUGAUUCAUUUACAGCUAUGACUCUAAACUGCUAUUUUCUAGAGAAGAUCAGGAAGAUGUAAAUGUUGAUUUGAUGACUCAAUAGUCUGCUACUGAAAGAUUUUUAGUAAAAAGAACAAACAAAUGAAUAUAACUGUAGAUAAAACCAUAUACUAAACCUAUAAGACUAAGAGAUUUCUGUCAUUCUAGCUCAACUUACUGAAGAAAACCACUGAUAACAAGAUGAAAGUCAGGAAGAAACUUUUCAAGAGAUGUAAUUAUAAAUCUACAUCAAAUGUAUUACAGUAUAGAAUUUUAAGGAGAUGUGCAGAGGGAGAAAUAAAGUUCAUGACUGCUUCUUGGGGUGGAUAAGAAAUACCCCAAUAACACAUACAAAAAACCAACAAAAUCUCACAUAUGAAACAAAAUAUGUCCUUCCAAGCAAAGAAUACAGUAGUAUUGGUAGGAAACAUUAGCUUCCUUCUGUUGUCUGUUCUUUAUUUUCUGGUUUUAUCCUCUUAAGUGGCCAUUAUGUCCUAUGUGCACAUUUCAUAAAUUUACAGAAACAUCACUAACUUAAUUUUCCUCCAUAGCAAAACCGAGAAAAUGUCUUGUUUCAGUAUUACACUAAACCAAGAGACGAUUGAUAUUUUAUGGGGGGGGGGGAGUGAAUAUUUCUUGUUGAUUAAAUUAGUUGUAGACUUUGUAAUGUGUAACUUGAAGAUAUGUAAUUUAUGAUUAAACUGUGUGUAAAUGUUGUAAUAUAAACUGUGGUCAAUGUAUAAUUUCACUGGUGAAGGUUUCCACUGAAUGUUGAGAAAGUUUUUCUUCAUGUGCCCGGCAGCUUAAGUAGCGUUUUGAGAAUAUAUUGUUCCCAUUGUAAAGCUCUUUAAAUCAUAUUUGAUUUGAUGUGUAGAAUAACUCCUUAACUUUUAAGUACUAGAGUUGGAUUAGUGAACUUUUAAGUUCAUUCUUUUUUUUCUCCUUUGCGUUUGUUAAUAUUCCAAGGGAUUUGGAGCAUACUGGUUUUCCAGGUGCAUGUGAAUCCUGAAGGACUGAUGAUUUUGAAACAUGAUCAUAUAUAUGCGUUGAUAUUGUUGUUGUUAAUACAGAUUUCAAGCCUGGGGAAGAUAAGGAAACCCAGAAUAACAAAAUCAGUGCUUCCAGUAGAUUUUAGAUUUUUUUCUCUCAAAAGCUUGCAAAGAUUAUGCAAGUGAGAAUUUUUCUUCCAUUUUAAUUAUUUCCACAUUUUUCCUCUCCAUACCUUUAGUUUACUUAUGAUCUACACACACACACAAAUUUAAAAGGAGAUAAAAAGGAGAAGCUGAAAGAUUAUUAAAUGAUUUGUGAGAAAUCUGAACAGUUACUAUAUACGUUCAUGGAAAUCAGAAUAAGAACCAACGUUAGAUAUUUGGGAAGUUUUUCUGAUAGUGAAAUUUACUGAGUUCCUAGGGAGGCUCUUAAAUCCUCAUACUAAAAAUUUGAGAAGUUCCAGUACCUUUCCUAGAGAUAUAGGAAUGAACAAAUAUGCUUUUAUUGCCCUUUCUAACUCUGAUUUUAUAAUCAGACUUAGACUGUGUUUAGAAUAUUAAAUGACUGGGCACCCUCUUCUGUGUUUGUACCAGAGAGGAUUUGAAUGGAAGCAGGCUGAGUAGCCAAAGAGGCAAGGGGUGUGAGCCCAGUUAUUCUCCCCUUUGCAUUCUCUUUCUAAGCUUCCACUUAGGUCUGGCCUUGGAAACCUAUACAUUCAGGGCUUUAGAUCAGAUGAGAUCUUUCUCAUCAUAUUACACAUUUUUUCUUUGAAUGGAUGGACAGAGCAAUCGAUUGACAAAGCUCACAGGUGGCUCUUCUGAUGUGCAAAAAAUGUUCUAAAACUGCAAAAUUUCUUAUUUUACCAUCAAUCAAAAAUUUGUUUCCCUUGAAAAAAGAAAGAUUUGAUUUGGUUUGAAAUUAGAACUUUAAAUACAAAUGAUUAGUAUGAUACCAAUAUGUUCAGCCGGACUGGUUAUUCUAUUUUGUGGCCAUAUUCAAUUACAUUGUGAUUAUUAAUUUUCUAGCUAUAGCAUUAAUAUACCACAUUUAUAAGUAUGUAUUCAAACACUGUGUAUCUUAUAUGCUAAGUAUAUACACAUUCUUUUCUUGACCUUUAUCUUCAAGUUUUAACUAAUACUGUGUCAGUGUAUUAAAAACUAGCCUUUACAUGUGAUAUCAACAGUGUAAUAAAUUUAUAGUCCAUUUUGUGUAGUCUCAUUUAGUUAUUAUUACAUUUUAUUCUUAAUUAUGUAAAUUUUGCUAGAAAAAAAUAACUGUUAAAUGAUUAGUGCAAUUGUGUAAUGUUGACAGUUAUGAGGAGCCUCUGCCUUCCCAAACUAAUAUUUGUCACACACUUUCAUUAAAAUGGGGAAAAAAAUAGACUAUAAGAAAUCAUAAAGUGUACAGUCCUUAAAAUGUAUUGAUGUCACACGAAAUAAUCCUUUUCAGUCCUGGGAAAAUUAAGUGGGGUUUAUUCAUAUGCAUAUAUCAACAUUAGUUUUUUGUUUGUUUAUUUGUAUUAAGGCUGCAUGUGCAUAUAUCUCCUACUAUACAUUUAUGAAAAUCUACUUGUUUAGGCUUUUAUUUAUGCUCUUCUGAUUUAUAUUUUCCAUUAUAGUUAUCAUUUCUUGUCUUUCUUCUUUCAUAUUUUUUGCAAACCAAAUUUAUAGUUAUGUUUGAUAAACUUUUUAUCACAUCAUUAGACAUUAUUUUGGCUAUUUCCAACUUGGUCAAUUGGCCUGGAAAACGUGGGAAAAAGAGAAGCUAAAUUUGGACAGUAACCUUUUUAUGUCAUGUGACAAUUAUUAUUGGCACCAGAGCAAUUUUAUGCAGAGGCUUUAAAAUAUUCAUUCACAGUAGCUUCUUAAACCAUCCAUGUGCUUUCAGUAAAUAUUAUUUUUAAAAGCAGCGCAAGUUGACAACAGCAAGAUUAGUAAUGAAAAGGCUGCUCAGAAAAAUGUGUGUGCACAAAUGAAAAAAAAAAGUGAAGGCAAUUGUGUAGUGAUUGUAUGUGAUAACUUUAGAAAUAAAAUGUGUGAAAUUUAUGCUUUCCCCACUUAAAAUAUUUGGAAUUUUAUGAAAUAUGUAUUUAUGUUUGUAUUUGGGAAAGAUUCCUCCUCUGUGACAUCAUACAGCACUUGAAAGUGAACAGUAUCCCAAAGCAGUUCUAGCCGUGCUUUGGAAGUGGAAAGGUUGGAAAUUGUAUGGCCCAGGAUGGCAGUAUGUAGUCCAGCGGCAAAUGUGUAUUAAUUGUUGUAUUUCAGAUUCUGUAUUGCAUGUUUUCUUAUUCAUUAAUAUUGAUAUUAAUAAAGUAGUUAUGAGAAAAAAGA
Molecule: messenger RNA, 5081 nt
Organism: Galeopterus variegatus (Sunda flying lemur)
Lineage: Eukaryota; Metazoa; Chordata; Mammalia; Dermoptera; Cynocephalidae
Product: protocadherin-11 X-linked-like
Exons: 2
Source: RefSeq, a predicted model, not a curated record